AUGAUUGGUGGAGGGGACCGGCAAGAUGUGGCUGUUGUAGUUUGGGGCCAGCUCACACUGGAUCCAAACACAGCGCACAGAAAGCUGUCUCUGUCUGAGGGGAACAGGAAGGUGACAGACACAUGGGCGAGAGAGGAGCAGCCAUAUCCUGAUCAUCCAGAGAGAUUUGAGCACGAGCCCCAGGUUGUGUGCAGAGAGAGUGUGUGUGAGCGCUGGUACUGGGAGGCUGAGUACAGUGAGUCUGAGUCGAGGGGGGGAUGGGUUUCUAUAGCAGUGACAGAUAAAGGAAUCAGCAGGAAAGGAGAGGGUUCUGACUGUAGGUUUGGAAGGAAUAAAAACUCCUGGAGUCUGGAGAUGGUCAUUUGCUUUGGUGGAAUCUAUGAAAUCUCUGUCUUUCACAAUGAGAAGCAAACACGCAUACCUGACCCCCCCUCCCCCUACCGCAGAGCAGGAGUGCAUGGUGGUGCUGGUAGACGAGCGUGUGUGUACAGGGUAGGAGUGUGUGUGGACCGUCCGGCCGGCACUCUGUCCUUCUACAGCGUCUCUGACUCUGACACACUGACCCUCCUGCACAGAUUCCACACACACUUCACUCAACACACACCCCUCUGUGCUGGAUUUCGUGUGCUUGGCUCCUCUGUGUCCCUCUGUUAA
Messenger RNA from Anguilla anguilla (European eel), 654 nucleotides. RefSeq names its product stonustoxin subunit beta-like. The record is from RefSeq and is a predicted model, not a curated record. Lineage: Eukaryota; Metazoa; Chordata; Actinopteri; Anguilliformes; Anguillidae. Gene Ontology annotation, molecular function: protein binding. Bases 1 to 654 code for a protein of 217 amino acids. The transcript has 2 exons.